GCCAUAUUGCGUCUGUCUGACCUCUCGAGUUUGGAGGAAAAUCUGCGGCUGCCCGCUCCGGAAAAACACAAACUCGUCUCCCAAAACCCAACACCAAGCUCCGGAGGACGCUCUGAGACCCGGAGCCGCACGGAGCACACGUCUUUAUUUUAUUUAUUAUUUAUUAUUUCUGGUUCUCAUAUCUAGCAGCUCGGGGAAGAAGGACAGCAAAAUGCCCAGAGCGGUCAAUGUACGCGUCACCACCAUGGACGCUGAGCUGGAGUUCGCCAUCCAGCCCAGCACUACGGGCAAACAGCUGUUUGACCAGGUGUUAAAAACCAUCGGUGUACGUGAGGUGUGGUAUUUCGGACUGCAGUAUGUGGACACCAAAGGUUACCCCAACUGGCUAAAACUGGACAAAAAGGUGUCAUCUCAAGAUGUGAAGAAGGACAACCCACUACAAUUCAAAUUUCGGGCCAAGUUCUUCCCUGAGGACGUUUCUGAGGAGCUGAUUCAGGAAAUCACCCAGAAGCUCUUCUUCCUGCAAGUAAAAGAGGGCAUCCUUGGCGACGAGAUCUACUGUCCUCCAGAGACGGCAGUCCUGCUGGCCUCCUAUGCAGUCCAGGCCAGGUUCGGUGACUACAACAAAGAAGUCCACCGGCCUGGAUAUCUGGUCAAUGAACGCAUGCUGCCUCAGAGAGUCAUGGAGCAGCACAAUUUAUCCAAAGAGCAGUGGGAGGAACGAAUCCAGGUGUGGCACGAGGAGCACUCCGGGGUAUUGAGGGAGGACGCCAUGAUGGAGUACCUAAAGAUUUCUCAGGACCUGGAAAUGUACGGAGUGAACUACUUUGACAUUAAGAAUAAGAAGGGAACAGAGCUGAGGCUGGGAGUGGACGCACUGGGUCUCAACAUUUAUGAGAAGGAUGACAAGUUGACGCCAAAGAUUGGCUUUCCCUGGAGUGAGAUCAGAAACAUUUCCUUCAAUGACAAGAAGUUCGUCAUCAAGCCUAUAGACAAAAAAUCUCCAGACUUUGUGUUUUAUGCCCCGAGACUGAGGAUCAACAAAAGCAUCCUGCACCUGUGCAUGGGCAACCAUGACCUCUACAUGCGUCGUCGUAAGCCCGACACAAUCGAGGUGCAGCAGAUGAAGGCUCAGGCCAUGGAGGAGAAGCAGAUGAAACAGAAGGAGAGGGCUCAUUUGGAGAAUGAGAAGAAGAAAAGGGAAGCCAUCGAGAGGGAGAAGGAGCAGAUGGAGCGGGAGAAGCAGGAACUCAUGAUGAGGCUCUACCAGUUUGAGGAGAAGACUAAAAAGGCAGAGAAAGAUUUGCAGGACCAGCUUCAGAGAGCCAUGAUGCUGGAGCAGGAGCGGAGGAGAGCGGAGGAGGAGGCUGCGCGUCUGGAGGCAGAACGUCAGGCUGCCCUGCUGGCUAAAGAAGAGCUGGCCCGCCAGGCUGAGAGUCAGCUGAAGACGCAGGAGCAGCUGGCUUCUGAGCUGGCAGAGCACUCAGCCAAGAUCGCACUGCUGGAGGAGGCGAGAAGACGCAAGGAGGAGGAGGCUCGCACAUGGCAGAACAGGGCCGUAGAGGCUCAAGACGACCUGAUUAAGACCAAGGAGGAGCUGCACAUGGUGCUGACGGUGCCCCCGCCUCCACCGCCUCCUCCCGCAUACAACCACCGGGAUGGCGACAGCGACAGCGAGGACAACAACAGCACGAACAGCACCGACCUGGCGAUGGACGACUUCCACGACCACCGCAAGGAGGAGGAGCGUCUGACUGAGGUCGAGAAGAACGAGCGCGUCCAGAAGCAGCUCAAGACCCUGACAUCAGAGCUGGCUCAGGCCCGUGACGAGUCCAAGAACACCCAGAACGAUCUCCUCCACAGCGAGAACGUGCGCGCCGGCCGAGACAAAUACAAGACCUUGCGACAGAUCCGGCAGGGCAACACCAAGCAGAGGAUCGACGAGUUUGAGGCCUUAUAAGACGCCGCCGCCGCUCAAGUGCACGCCCUUUCUGAAUGGUCACUAUUCCUCUUGAUUUGCUGCUGAGACACACACAAAUGUCCCCUUCUCACCCACCCAAAGACAUGUUUAACGCGCUGGUAGCUGACUAAACUUAAGCAGCAGAAGACUGGGAGGACGCUGCGCUCUGCAAAACCUUAGUGCCAAAAUCUUUUGUCCUUUCUCUUGUUAUAGUGUUUUGAAUAUUGUCUCUUUUUUGAUGAAGUCGGACCAAAAUAAUUGUUUUUCACUGGAGGUUUAAUGAAGUAGUGGGAAUCUUGUUAUAAUGCACCUAGUAAUCAAAUUGUUGCGUUGGCAGAAAAGGCCUCGUUUUUGAUAGCGACCACUCAGAAAGGGGGAGACAGUAUACGCAGGAAAAUUGAUCUUUAUUUUCCAUUAUAUUUGAACACUUCCAGUUAUGUUUAUUUUGCUCUAAAGACAAAAUCAUAGUUAGAUAUUUAUACUGUAUAUGGGACAUAAAGGGUAUUUUGACUUGGUUUGUAUAUUUUUGCUAUCUACUAAUAUGAAAAACUUUAAAUUUUUCAGAGGUUUUAUGUAUUGACCCAAAUAACAGCCUAGUCUUAUGUUCCAUAUGUUUUCCCUUAGAUCACUUAACUAAAGAGAUUUAUUGUAAAUUAUUAAUUUUUAUUGUAGGAGACCUCCAGUUGCAUACAGACAAAAUAAAUUUAGAUGAACUUUCUUCCAAUUACUUUUAUUAGUUGUGCAGAUCAUUCAGAGCAACGUCUUGACUAUUACAAAGCUUUGUUUGUAUUUCUAUCAGUUUGUUCAAUGUCACAUUGUUACAAUAUAAGCAGCACAUGUUGAGGGUUUUUACCCUCUAAAGUGGCCUGUCUGUCCGGUCACUCACACAGUUACAAUGACAUGUGGAGGUUUGUUUUUAAAGUUGGAUUUCUCACCAAACUCUUGGACUAAAGUAGCAUUUACUAAAACCUUCAUGCAGAAACGCUCGGCUAUGCUGCGAUUUGUAUAUAACCAGGAUUUUAUUAUGAGGUUUCAACAUAUUGCCAAUAAAGAUUUGAUUUGUCA
Messenger RNA from Poeciliopsis prolifica (blackstripe livebearer), 3025 nucleotides. It is a transcript of the gene ezrb, whose product is annotated as ezrin b. Gene Ontology annotation, molecular function: cell adhesion molecule binding; actin binding. NCBI's taxonomy places the organism in Eukaryota, Metazoa, Chordata, Actinopteri, Cyprinodontiformes, Poeciliidae. Gene Ontology annotation, cellular component: adherens junction; microvillus; apical part of cell. The record is from RefSeq and is a predicted model, not a curated record. Gene Ontology annotation, biological process: positive regulation of protein localization to early endosome; regulation of cell shape; regulation of organelle assembly. The transcript has 14 exons. The coding region runs from base 212 to 1960 and encodes 582 amino acids.